AUGAAAGUCCGCUUGCCCUUGGAAGCCGUUUGGCCAACUGGAUUCCGAUGGCUGCAAGCUCUCCAUUUGGAUCAUUUGCUCGAUAUCACCGGUCUACGUUUCAUGCUUUUGGUGGGAGCUGUGAUCUCGGGCGUGUUUGGUUUCUCUUGGCUUUUGGACGCCAUUCAAUUUCGAUGCUUGCAGCAUUCACCCUGGGCGGAUGAGGGCGUGGGCAAGUACGCCUGUUUGGUCAAGGCAGAUGGGGAGAAGCAUCGUUGCUGCUAUUGA
This is a messenger RNA of Durusdinium trenchii, 267 nucleotides long. The record is from the annotation of a GenBank genome assembly. NCBI's taxonomy places the organism in Eukaryota, Dinophyceae, Suessiales, Symbiodiniaceae.